Molecule: messenger RNA, 1071 nt
Organism: Magnusiomyces paraingens
Lineage: Eukaryota; Fungi; Ascomycota; Dipodascomycetes; Dipodascales; Dipodascaceae
Exons: 1
Coding region: 1-1071 (356 amino acids)
Molecular function (GO): phosphatase activity
Source: RefSeq, a predicted model, not a curated record
AUGCUGACCCCUCCUGAAGCUUUCGGAACCGUUGAAUCCGGAAUCUAUCGAUGUGCAGUGAUUGAUCCUUUCCAUUUUGCAUUUCUAGACACCCUGGGACUUCACUCCAUCAUUGUUCUGAACCUCAACCGGCCACCCAAGGUUGUCCGGUCAUAUGCUGCAGAACGAAAUAUCGAUCUUGUUCAUAUGGGAUUACGACCAUGGAGAUCAGCAGCCACUGCUGAAUGGAUGGUUCUUUCUCAUGAACUAAUUAUGGACGCUCUGACGUUUGUUUUAGAUACCCGGAACCACCCAGUGCUUGUGCUUGACGCUACCAAUGCCUUUAUCGGCACGCUUCGACGCGCUCAACAUUGGAACUUUUCCUCGGUGCUUUCUGAGUACCGCGCAUUUUCUGGCGGCAAGCCACACUACAUGACGGAGCUUUUUCUCGAGCUUCUUGAUAUUAAAUACAUGGACCAUACUGAGGCGCUGACACGAAGGCAGUCUAUCGAAGGUAUGGCCAAUGCAGCCAUUGCAGCAGCAGCCGUAGCAGCCACUCAGACCCCAACCGCAUCUCCAUCUCUUUCACACGCCAUGCUUGCCAGCUCCAAUCCCAGUGCUGCGGCCUCUCAAGCAACUCUUUCGCCAUCGCAGUCAUCUGCUCUUUUAGUUUCUCGCUCACCGUCAUCUACCUCAUUAGCGGCGGCAGCUGCUGCCAUUGUCAGCUCACCGAGUGGGAUUGCUACGCCACGCAGUAGGUCUUUUUCUGCAACAUCUCCGUCUCUCAACUUUGCAUCUCUGGUCAACAAUAGUAAUAGCCCUGUACCGACCAUGACACGCGAGCAUUACUCUAACGUGUUGUCUCGCGAGGAUUCGGCGGCCGUGUAUGACUCGGAAGGAAGCACAUUUCCAGGUGGCCAUUCUGGCCAGGGCCACGUGGUUGUACUGCUACCACCCACAGAGUACCUUCCAGCUUGGUUCAAACGACAACAAGCAUUAUGGGAGCGUGAUAGGCGGAAAAGGGAGCAAGAAGAUGGUGAAUCUUUGAACCAAGAAGCUCUUAGUUCUGCCAUGUCUUUAGCUACGAUAUAG